UAGCUAUCUUGCUAUGAACCUCAGAGAAGAAUGGCGCGUGGCCCUUGGACUGUUAAAACGUAUAAAGCCUGCCACGGAAAAGGAAAGUGCUGGUUCCGUCUUCCAGAAAGAAUAUUGACUAUUGAAAAAACUGAAAACGGAAUAUCCCGCAACAUCCUUCUUCUUCUCCACGCAACGGACAACCCUCUUUUCCUCUUUUAACUAUAAAUCCCUGAACGAGACAGUCGAACGAAAUCCAUAGGCAAAUCAACUUAAUUUUAAGUCCCAUUCAGUUCAGGUUUUCUAUUGUUACAAUGCAAAAGAGUUCUUCAGCUUCUUCUUUGGGUCCAGGUGGUCUAGACCUGUCUCAAUCCUUCUUCAAGCCCAUCCAGAACACCGCCCCACCUUCCCCCACCAAGCGCCACACGAAGGUAUCCGUCAUUGGAGUCGGUAAUGUUGGCAUGGCAAUCGCUCAAACCAUCCUCACUCAGGACUUAGUCGACGAGCUUGCCCUCGUCGACGCCAAGGCUGACAAGCUUCAUGGCGAAAUGCUCGAUCUGCAACACGCCGCGGCGUUCCUUCCACGCACCAAAAUCAACGCUUCCGUUGAUUACUCCGUGACUGCUGGAUCUGAUCUUUGUAUCGUCACUGCUGGCGCCCGUCAGAACCCUGGCGAGUCUAGGCUGAAUCUGCUGCAGAGGAACGUUGCUAUGUUUUCGAACAUUAUACCUCCGCUAGCAAAGUACUCGCCAGAUUCGAUUUUAUUGAUUGUGUCGAAUCCGGUAGAUGUGCUAACUUACGUGUCUUGGAAACUAUCGGGAUUUCCAUCAAAUCGAGUCAUCGGUUCGGGUACGAACUUGGAUUCGUCGAGGUUUCGGUUCUUGAUCGCUGAUCAUUUGGACGUCAUUGCUCAAGAUGUGCAGGCCUACAUAGUUGGUGAGCAUGGAGACAGUUCGGUGGCACUGUGGUCUAGCAUUAGUGUUGGUGGAGUGCCGGUGUUAAGCUUCCUGCAGAAUCAGCAUAUUGCCUACGAAAAGGAGACCCUGGAGAACAUUCACAAAGCAGUUAUCGGCAGUGCAUAUGACGUGAUUAAUCUCAAGGGGUAUACUUCUUGGGCAAUUGGCUACUCGGUGGCUAACUUGGCUAGAAGCCUGCUUAGAGACCAGAGGAAAAUCCACCCAGUUUCAGUCCUUGCAAAGGGGUUUUACGGCAUUGAUGGUGGCGAUGUUUUCUUGAGCUUACCGGCACAGCUCGGCAGGGGUGGAGUCUUGGGCGUGACCAAUAUCCAUUUGACGGAUGAAGAGGAGCAAAGGCUUAGAGAAUCGGCUAAGACUAUUCUUGAAGUUCAAAGCCAGUUGGGGCUUUGAGGAACCAACACAAAUUAUAUAAUGGCCGUUAGUCGUUACUGCUGUCUUUGCACCUUUACAAGGCCUUUUCAACUUGAGACUUCAAGUGAUCCUGUUUAUUCUUCGGUUUCAUAUAUUUAUCGUAACACGCUUCUACGUGUUUUUUUUUUUUUGAUGUUUGUUUUAAUUUUCUUUACUUCUCUUUUGAAGGUGUACGUCUUUCAUCAUUGGGAUUGUUUGUUGU
Messenger RNA from Durio zibethinus, 1569 nucleotides. Its product is annotated as L-lactate dehydrogenase B-like. Lineage: Eukaryota; Viridiplantae; Streptophyta; Magnoliopsida; Malvales; Malvaceae. Gene Ontology annotation, cellular component: cytoplasm. The record is from RefSeq and is a predicted model, not a curated record. Gene Ontology annotation, biological process: lactate metabolic process; pyruvate metabolic process. Gene Ontology annotation, molecular function: L-lactate dehydrogenase (NAD+) activity.